UUUGUUUCACAACAAAUGGCAUCAUCUUCAUUCUCCUUUGCCUUUUACUCCGUCUUCCUCAUUGUUCUCCUUGCACAAAACAACCUCUCAGCUCAAGGAUACCAGAACAUAAGCUUAGGUACCACCUUUACCCCCCUCACUCAGCUAACGUCAUGGCCUUCUCCAUCCGGUGACUUCGCCUUUGGAUUCCUUCCCCUCGAAACAGAUCCCUCUCAGUUUCUCCUUGCCGUUUGGUUCAACAAGCUUCCUAAUAAAACCGUUGUAUGGAUGGCCAACAGAGAUUCCCCAGUAAGAAAUGGCUCAAAAGCCGAGUUAACAUUUGAUGGAAACCUCUCUCUUACAGACCAAACAGGCCGAGAAAUAUGGAAUGCUAGUGUGAACACUGCUACGUAUGCCUCAAUGCUCGAUAAUGGAAAUUUCGUGCUUUCAGGUACAGAUUGGCAGAGCUUCUGCUACCCGACCGAUACAAUUUUGCCCGGACAAAUACUGAACCAGGGGGUGAAGCUCUAUGCAAAGAUCAUGGAUGAUGAUUAUUCACGAGGGCGCAUCGAGUUAACGUUGCAGGAUGAUGGGAAUCUUGUGUUGUAUCCUGUAGCUUAUCCUACUGCAUUCGCGUACGAUGCAUAUUGGUCUACUUCGACAUCUGGUUCAGGGAUCAAUAAACUUGUGUUCAAUGAGAGUACUGGGAGUGCUGUUCUCUCUUAUCCCAAUGGUACGGCGAUUCCCGUGCUAUGGUCUGUUCCUGCUGCUACUGGAGGCAAUUAUCUGAGGGCCACGCUAGACCCUGAUGGUGUUUUCAGGCUGUACGCCUUCCCAAAAAACAGUUUGAGCACUGGAAGGUGGGGGGUUAAAGCUUUUGUGCCUUCAGAUAUCUGCGAGUCACUGUUUGAAAGUCGGGGCAGUGGCGCUUGUGGAUUCAACAGUUUCUGUGUUUUAGACGCAGACGGGAGGGCUGAUUGCCGGUGCCCUCCUCACUAUUCAUUCUUGGACCCGGACAGGAUAUAUAAGGGCUGCAAGGCUGACUUCAUUUCCCAAAGCUGUGAUCUCGGAGGCGAAACAGCGUUCAAUUUCACGGAGAUCACUAAUGUCGAUUGGCCGUUAGCAGAUGCUGAGGAGUUCAGUCCUAUGGGUGAGGCUGACUGCACAGAUAAUUGCUUAAAAGACUGUUUUUGUUCGGUCGCAAUAUAUAACAAUGAAACUUGUUGGAAGAAGAAGUUUCCUCUAUCAAAUGGAAGGGGGGGAAGCGAUGUCAACCGAAAAGCUUUCAUCAAAUUUUCUACAGUUAGUGAUCCAGCAAGUCUAAUUAAAGAAAAGAAAGAAUGGAAGACGCCGAUUCUUGUUGGCUCAUUGGUCUUCGGUUGUUCUGCAGUUUUAGUUCCGCUCAUUGCCUUUGUGAUGCAUAAAAGAAACAUGAGAGCUUUGCCUCGAACCUCAGGCGCCGUCAUAGGCCCAGCAUUGUGCUCAUUCACCUAUAAAGAGCUCGAAAGGGCAACUAAAGGAUUCAAUGAAGAGAUCGGCAAAGGCGCUUUUGGUACAGUUUAUAAAGGAGUCUUACCAUCACAACCAGCAACUCACAUUGCUGUGAAGAAACUGGAGAGCCUAUCCCAAGAUGCGGAGAAAGAUUUUACUAAUGAGGUUGCAACCAUCGGCCUGACGUAUCACAAGAACCUAGUCCGAUUGCUUGGAUUCUGCAAGGAGGGAACACAUCUACUCAUGGUUUUUGAGCUCAUGAGCAACGGAUCGUUAAACAGAUUGCUAUUCAGGAGCGAUCGACCAGAGUGGAACCAAAGAGUAAAAAUCGCGCUUGGGAUUGCAGAGGGACUAGCAUAUUUGCACGACGAAUGUAGAACUCAGAUCAUACAUUGUGACAUAAAACCUCAGAACAUACUGUUGGACGAUAAUUUCGAGGCGAGGAUAUCUGAUUUUGGUCUAGCGAAACUUCUGAGGCUGGAUCAGACACGAACAAGCACGGGCAUCAGGGGAACGAUAGGCUAUUUUGCGCCUGAAUGGUUUAAGAAUGUUGCGAUAACUGCGAAGGUGGAUGUCUACAGCUAUGGGGUUAUGUUGUUAGAGAUUAUUUGUUGUAGGAGGAACUUCGAGUGGGGACCAGAGAGCCAAGAAAAGUUAACGGUGAUCGGCUGGGCGAAAGAAUGCUAUAAGAAUGGGAGGCUUGACUUGUUGGUAGCAGAAGAUGAGGAGGCGAAGAAGGAUGGAACAAGGUUAGAGAGGCUCGUGAUGGUGGCGAUUUCUUGUGUACAGGAUGAACCAUGGCUGAGACCUUCUAUGAAGAAAGUGGUGCAGAUGCUUGAAGGAGCAAUCUCUGUUUCCCUCCCUCCGAAUAUGUGCUCAAUUUUAUCAUAGACUUCGAAGCAUGGGAUCCUACCAGUUGUUUCCAAAUUGAAGUGCAUAGUGUUCCUUACUUGAACUUGAGCAGUUAUAAUUAGUACGUGCAAAGAGAAGCAAGGUGCUCAUUCAUUUGGAAAAUGUUCAAAUAUAUAUGUAAAUGUAGUUAUAUAGAUUUUUUCUUAUUACGAAUUUAAGCUUAUUAAGGGUUCCUUUUGUUUAAUCUGGAUUUUGGUCAAUUUCUUCCAACUUCCAAGAAUUAUUCUUAGUUAAUGUCGAA
Molecule: messenger RNA, 2623 nt
Organism: Asparagus officinalis (garden asparagus)
Lineage: Eukaryota; Viridiplantae; Streptophyta; Magnoliopsida; Asparagales; Asparagaceae
Product: G-type lectin S-receptor-like serine/threonine-protein kinase LECRK2
Exons: 2
Coding region: 16-2361 (781 amino acids)
Biological process (GO): protein phosphorylation
Molecular function (GO): ATP binding; protein serine/threonine kinase activity
Source: RefSeq, a predicted model, not a curated record